Micropterus salmoides (largemouth bass) is the source of this 3089-nucleotide messenger RNA. Its product is annotated as aquaporin-8-like. Gene Ontology annotation, cellular component: plasma membrane. Gene Ontology annotation, molecular function: water channel activity. Bases 99 to 878 code for a protein of 259 amino acids. The record is from RefSeq and is a predicted model, not a curated record. The transcript is spliced from 5 exons. Lineage: Eukaryota; Metazoa; Chordata; Actinopteri; Centrarchiformes; Centrarchidae. Gene Ontology annotation, biological process: transmembrane transport.
AGUCAUCACCCAAAGAAUGGCUCAUAUAGACGCACUGUACAUUCAGACUGUGGUCCACCAGGGGAACAAGUGAAUCUGACAGACACGGGGUAGAAAGUAUGUCUGAAACCAAGACAGAGGUCUUUACGAUAGCUGAGACGGUGGAGCCGGCAGUGGAGAAGUACAUGAGCGACACAAAUAAGAAGAGAUGCAUCUUUGAGCAAUAUGUGCAGCCCUGCCUAGCUGAGCUGUUUGGGACAUGCCUGUUUGUGUUUGUGGGGUGUGCGUCUGUUAUUGGUGAUGUGGGGACACUUGGUGUCCUCCAGCCUGCUGUGGCACAUGGACUGGCGUUAGGAGUGCUGAUCAUGGUGUUCGGUCAAAUUAGUGGGGGGCACUUUAACCCUGCGGUAUCUCUGAGCGUUUACCUGUGUGGAGGGAUGGAGCUUCUUCUCCUGCUGCCUUAUGUCCUAGCUCAGAUGUUGGGAGGGAUUACUGGUGCUUUUUUGGCCAAGGCAAUGUACCCUGCUAAUAUGUUCGCUGCUUCCCUUGGAGGAGCCUUUGAAGUAGUCAACAAUGACCUGGGUAAAACCACUCUGGCAGAGAUAAUUAUGACCCUGUUCCUCACCAUGGUGGUGUGCAUGGGGGCCAUCAACAGCCGAACCAGCUCACCAUUUGCUCCUUUCUGCAUUGGCCUCACUGUGACAGCCAACAUAUUUGCUGGAGGGAUGGUGUCCGGAGCCUGUAUGAACCCUGCUCGAGCUUUUGGUCCUGCAGCGGCUGCGAACCACUGGAACCAUCACUGGGUCUACUGGGUUGGACCCAUUUGCGGUGCACUGAUCACUGUCAGUUUCAUCAGGCUGUUGUUUGGUGACCAUAAGACUCGAAUUGUGUUGAAGUGAAUGUCUAAUUUAUUAAAGAGGAAGAGAGAGAGGACACCCGACUGACAUGUUGACAGCUUUUCUAUUUGGAUGGUCACAUGUUACUCAACAAUUAACUGUAAUAUUGAAAUUUGCCAUCAAAAUGAGUCCUUGAGUCCUGUCCUUGGACCAGCUACGAUUGUUGGCUCCUACUCAAUUAGUUUGUAUUUCAUAAUUCAAUAAAGUGUUUCAUAUGAUGUUGAUCUGAUAGCUACUCCUAGCUUUAACAGCCCGUAUUUGAUGACUGCUGUUCUUUUGAUAAUAAAUUUCAUACAUGAAAUCUUGUACAAAUUGCCACACUUGCUGUUAUCUAUUUAGUCAUUCAGUCAGUCUUUUUAUUCCCCUUGGUCAAAGUCCUGAAUGGAAAACCAUGCUUUGAUAGCUUUAUUACUAUUGUUAUUACAAGGACAUGGCACUGCGGGCACACCACAUGGCACACCACAAUGUGGCCUACAAUAAAGCUAGAUUAGAAUCAUAAACUGGUGAGAGAUCAGCUGAAACGCUGCAAUAAGUUAAAAGGAAAUUCUUGUAUUCCAGACUAUACACAUCCUAAAAAUAUGGAUGAUGGUUACAAUAACGAUGACAAUGGAUCAUUAGCACUGCCAACCUAUCCAUGCAUGUAGUGUACAUGAGCAAGGCUGUAGAAAUCAAUCAUGAAAACAUGUAGCAUGUAUUGCAUCAUAAAAAAAGUAAAUAUAAUGUAAAUUGUAAAUAUGCUGCAGUAUAUGAAAAUGUAUUUUUAAGAGUGAGUAAAAAGUCAAAUGUAAAAACAGGUGUCACUAGAAUUCAGAUCGUUUAAUUAAGUAAAAGUAGUGCACUGCAAUGUAAUAAUACUCCAUGACAAGUAAAAGUCCUCCAUUCAAAAACUUAGUUAAGCAUAAGCACAGAAGUAUUAUAAGCCUAAAUAUACUAACGUAACAAAAGUACCCACUAUGCAGAAAAGAUGAUGGUAGAUGGGGUUGUAUUAUACAUAAUAUAUUAUAGAUGAAUAUGAAAGUAAUCUGUAAGUAGACUUUUACUGUUGGAGUUGGAUAAAUAGGAGCUAAUUUUGACUACUUAAUAUACACCACCACCAAUAUCAUAAAUACAUUUCUGUCUGUAACUGGGUUAUUAAAAACUUAUUUUCUUUAACAAGUUAAAGAAAGUGUGCAGUAAUAAUAUUUUAAACUGUUAUUAAUUUAAAUCAAUUACUUUAACAAUGUUCUUUCACUUGCUGCACUAGAAUUAUGGAAACUGAAACUUUAUUUUGGAACGUAGUCCAGUGAAGAGGUUUUUCAAUGAAAAUAUCCAUCAAUCCUUCAUCUAGAACUGCUUAUCUGUGCAGGGGUGCAGGAGGGGCUGGAGCCAAUCACAGCUGACAUUGGGCGAUAGAUGACUUGAUAAGAAGGAAUGAAUAGAUAGCAUGAACUAAGAAAAUUCCUUUAGUACCACUGCUUGUUGUUUUGAUGAUGGUGGUGGAGAGCGCUGCCUGACAUAUCUCCCGAAGGUGUACAAUUACCUGAUAUCUGGUGACUGUCACGGCCAAAGUGUAUGAUUUAAAUCAUUUUCAUCCACAUCAAAGUAUUCAGGAACCCCUUCUUCUCUAUAUGUAAGCAUGCGCAUUCUUUCUUUCUUAUAGUUUAGUACUCUAAAUACUCAGAUGUUUUCCUUAAGUAAAAGUACCUGUAAAACAAUGUAAAAAUUGUUAUUUACAAGGAAAAUUCCUGCAUUCAAAAUGUUACUCAAGUAUAAGCACUAAAUUAUUAUCAUUAAAGUGUUUCAAAAAGUAAAAAAAGUACAAUUUUGCAAAAAAAUGGUCCCAUUGAGUGUUUUUAUAAAUGACAUUAUUCAAUCGUUGAUGCAGUAAUGUACAUGUAGCAUUUUAUUGUGGUAGCUGGUCGAUUUACUUUUUACUACUUUCUAUACACUAGUGCAGUGGUUUGCAACCUAGGGGUCUGGUCCCCUCCAAAGGUUUAAAUGAUAAAUAUGUGGGGUCGUGAGAUGACUAAUUUGGCAGGUUAAUGGGACAGGGGGGAAUAAAAAGUUCUGCUACAGAAAUCUGUAUUAAUCUUUUAGACUUUUGUGAAGCAUUGUUUAAUUUCACCUCUUUGGGCCUCAAACAGUUCUUCAAAUGAAACCAUGUAAUAAGUUUGGAGGGGUUUCAUUCUCACUGAUGCAAAUUAAACGAAUGUACUGCAAAAUUAUUUCCUGGUU